AUGGCUGACGCACUCGUACAAAACAGACCAAGGAUUCUGUUCUUUUGCCACAGGUGUUACUUGGAAUUUGAAGAAGCUUUGCACGAUUACACAUGUCCAUUCUGUGAAAGCCCAUUUAUUGAGCAGUUGGAGGAUGGAUCUGAAGGAUUACCCAAUAAUGGCCACACAUUUAGCGAUGCCAAUAUGAGCAAUAUUGAUGAUGCCAACUACAGUGACAACUCAAACUCGGAUCAGCCCUUUUUCCCUCUAAAUAAUCUUCCGCCAGUUCUUCAAGAUAUAGCUUUCCUAAUGUCAGGGGAUAGGUUUAGAGAUGCGACACGGCAUCAUCCAAUCACAGCUGAGAUUGGAUGGGCCUUAAGUGGUGGUCAUGGUGGCGCUCCGCCGGGCACCAUCACCGCCGGAGCCCCCCUGGUCCUCUUGGGAGCACCAGGGGACUAUGUUUUUGGGGGAGAAGCUUUAGAUGCAGUAGUCACACAACUACUGGGGCAGUUAGAGCACUCUGGGCCUCCGCCGAUGCCGCGUGAUAUACUCAACUCGAUUCCCGACGAGACGGUGACAGAGGAGCAGGUUGCGGCUAACAUGUCAUGCUCUGUCUGUUGGGAGACUUUUCAACUUGGCGAAACUGUAUCGAAAUUGGAAUGCGAGCACAUAUUUCAUAAGCCCUGCAUCAAGCCGUGGCUGGAGUUACACGCCACGUGUCCAAUCUGCCGACGUUCUUUGCUACCACCAGACCAGUCUCCUUCUAAUACUACUGCAACUACUACUACUCCGAACACAACAAGUAAUAGCGCAACCAAUAACCCGGACCCGCCCCGGCUUAGGCCUGCGCUAACACCCCGCGUAGUCAUCCGACGCUCGACACACCCCCUGUUCCGUCGGUCGUUCCAAACCCACACGUGGGACUCGCCCCGCAAUAUGAGCAUCUCGUCUGACUCGAGCUCCUCUAUAACGACCGGUGGCCUCUGGGCACCACAAACGAGGACCGACAGCAACAGCGACUCUUCAACAUCGGUCAGCGACAGAACGCAAAAUUAUCACACGGACUUCGAUUGCGAUUAA
This is a messenger RNA of Leptosia nina, 1059 nucleotides long. The record is from the annotation of a GenBank genome assembly. NCBI's taxonomy places the organism in Eukaryota, Metazoa, Arthropoda, Insecta, Lepidoptera, Pieridae.